This is a messenger RNA of Misgurnus anguillicaudatus (oriental weatherfish), 5193 nucleotides long. It is a transcript of the gene top2a, whose product is annotated as DNA topoisomerase II alpha. Lineage: Eukaryota; Metazoa; Chordata; Actinopteri; Cypriniformes; Cobitidae. Gene Ontology annotation, biological process: resolution of meiotic recombination intermediates; DNA topological change; sister chromatid segregation. The record is from RefSeq and is a predicted model, not a curated record. Gene Ontology annotation, molecular function: DNA topoisomerase type II (double strand cut, ATP-hydrolyzing) activity; DNA binding; ATP binding. Gene Ontology annotation, cellular component: nucleus.
GAAAUUUUAAAAGCGGUUGGAGAGGAUCAGUCGCGGUUUAGAGCGUUAGGUCCGCUUGUUUUUCUUUAACGUUAACGUUAUCAGUUUCAAGUAUCGUCAGUAACUAAAGUCUGCUGGUUUUUAUAUCAGUAAAGCCUUUUUUUGUUUGGGUUGUAGUUGUAUUCGUUUUACCUUCUUUGUUACUUUUUCGGUAGAGAUAAACAUUCGGAAUGGCUGCAACGGAGGGACCUCUGAAGAGUUUGUUUGAGAACAAGGCUCUCAGUAAAGCUAAGAAGGAUGAUAAGCGUUUGUCGGUGGAGCGGAUCUAUCAGAAGAAGACCCAGCUGGAGCACAUUCUGCUCCGGCCUGAUACUUACAUCGGCUCCGUGGAGCCGGUCACUCAGCAAAUGUGGGUGUUUGAUGAUGAUGUCGGGAUGAACUGCAGAGACGUCACGUUUGUGCCAGGACUCUAUAAGAUCUUUGAUGAGAUUCUGGUAAAUGCUGCUGAUAACAAACAGAGAGACAAGACCAUGAACUGCAUCAAAGUCAACAUUGACUCAGAAAACAACACCAUCAGCGUGUGGAACAACGGGAAGGGUAUUCCUGUGGUCGAGCACAAAGUGGAAAAGGUCUAUGUGCCCGCUCUGAUCUUCGGCCAACUCCUGACCUCCAGUAACUAUGAUGAUGACCAGAAGAAGGUCACAGGUGGUCGUAAUGGAUACGGUGCGAAGCUGUGUAACAUCUUCAGCACAAAGUUCACCGUAGAGACGGCCUGCCGAGAGUCAAAGCAAUGUUUUAAACAGACAUGGUUUGAUAACAUGGGCCGAGCAGGGGAGUGUAAAAUCAAACCCUUUGAUGGUGACGACUACACCUGCAUCACGUUUCAGCCUGACCUGACUAAGUUUAAGAUGCAGGCUUUAGACAAGGAUACAGUGGCACUGCUGACCAGACGAGCAUAUGACAUCGCUGGCUCCUCAAAGGGAGUUCGAGUCUUUCUUAAUGGAAAGAAGCUGCCGAUUUCUGGUUUCCGCAGCUAUGUCGAUCUGUAUGUAAAGGAUAAAGUGGAUGAGACCGGUUGUCCUCUGAAAAUAGUACACGAGGGUGUGAAUGAGCGUUGGGAGGUGUGCCUUACACUUAGUGAUAAAGGAUUCCAACAAGUCAGUUUCGUCAACAGCAUCGCCACAACCAAGGGUGGCAGGCACAUAGAUUAUGUUGCCGACCAGAUUGUGUCCAAGCUGAUUGAGGUGGUGAAGAAAAAGAAUAAGGCUGGAGUUACCGUCAAACCUUUUCAGGUGAAAAACCACAUGUGGCUGUUUGUGAACUGUCUGAUUGAGAAUCCCAGCUUUGACUCUCAAACCAAAGAGAACAUGACCCUACAGCAGAAGAGCUUCGGAUCCACCUGCUCUCUGACUAGCCAGUUUAUUAAACAGGCUAAUAGCUGUGGCAUUGUGGAGAGCAUUAUGAACUGGGUGAAGUUUAAAGCCCAGACUCAACUCAACAAGAAGUGCUCUGCUGUCAAGCACACAAAGAUUAAGGGUGUGCCAAAACUGGAUGACGCCAACGACGCGGGUGGGAAGAAUUCCUCUGGCUGCACGCUGAUCCUUACUGAAGGAGACUCGGCCAAAACUCUGGCCGUGUCCGGUCUGGGUGUGGUAGGACGGGAUCGCUACGGGGUCUUCCCUCUGCGGGGUAAAAUCCUCAACGUUCGGGAGGCAACACACAAACAGAUUAUGGAGAAUGCUGAGAUCAAUAACAUCAUAAAGAUCGUGGGUCUGCAGUACAGGAAGAACUACAGUGACCCAGAGUCUCUCAAGACUCUGCGUUAUGGCAAACUUAUGAUAAUGACAGAUCAGGAUCAGGAUGGGUCUCACAUUAAAGGUCUGCUCAUCAAUUUCAUCCAUCAUAACUGGCCCUCACUGCUGCACCACAACUUCCUGGAGGAGUUCAUUACCCCCAUCAUCAAGGCGUCCAAUAAGAAGCAGGAACUUUCUUUCUACAGUAUCCCAGAAUUCACAGAGUGGAAGGAGAAGCAGAGUAACAUCAAAUCCUGGAAGAUCAAAUACUACAAAGGUUUGGGUACCAGCACAUCUAAGGAGGCCAAAGAGUAUUUUUCGGAUAUGGCGAGACAUCGAAUUCCCUUUAAGUACUCCGGGCCUGCCGACGAUGAAGCUAUCACCCUUGCCUUUAGUAAGAAGAAGGUGGAUGAGAGAAAGGAGUGGCUGACAAGCUUUAUGAUCAACAGACGACAACGCAGAGAACACAACCUGCCUGAGGAGUAUCUGUAUGGACAGCAGACCAAGUCACUCAGCUAUCACGAUUUCAUCAAUAAAGAACUUGUGCAGUUCUCCAACUCUGACAAUGAGAGGUCCAUCCCCUGCCUAGUGGACGGACUGAAGCCGGGACAGAGGAAGGUUAUGUUUAGCUGUUUUAAGAGGAACGAUAAGAGAGAAGUGAAGGUCGCUCAGUUGGCUGGUUCAGUAGCUGAGAUGUCAGCGUACCAUCACGGCGAGAGCUCUCUCAUGAUGACCAUCAUUGGACUUGCCCAAAACUUUGUGGGCAGUAAUAACCUGAACUUGCUCCAACCUCAGGGUCAGUUUGGCACACGUCUGCAUGGAGGCAAAGACUCGGCCAGUCCCAGAUACAUCUUCACCAUGCUCAGUCCAUUGGCUCGUCUGCUGUUCCCUCCGGUGGAUGAUAACCUGCUCAAGUACAACUAUGAUGAUAAUCUGCGUGUGGAGCCUGAGUGGUACAUUCCCAUCAUCCCCCUGGUGCUGGCCAAUGGAGGCGAAGGCAUCGGCACAGGAUGGGCCAGCCGCAUCCCCAACUACGACGUUCGUGAGAUCAUCAAUAAUAUCCACCGCCUGCUCAAUGGAGAAGAUCCUCUUCCCAUGCUGCCCAGUUACAAGGGUUUCAAAGGCUCAAUUGAAGAACUGACCAAGAAUCAGUAUGUGAAUAAUGGAGAGGUGGCUAUCAUCGACUCAACCACCAUUGAGAUCACAGAGCUGCCUGUCAAAACUUGGACUCAGACCUAUAAGGAGAAUGUGCUGGAGGUGAUGGUGAACGGCACAGAGAAGGUUCCUGCUCUGAUCACAGAUUAUAAAGAGUAUCACACGGACACCACCGUACGAUUCGUCGUCAAGAUGACUGAAGACCGGCUGAGAGAGGCAGAGGCCGCUGGACUACACAAAGUCUUCAAACUACAGAACCUUCUCACCUGUAACUCCAUGGUGUUGUUCGAUCACGUGGGGAGUCUGAAGAAGUACGAUUCAGUUCAGGAGAUCCUGAAAGACUUCUUUGAGCUCAGGAUGAAGUAUUACGUCCUCAGGAAGGACUGGCUGCUGGGAAUGCUGGGAGCCGAGAGUGCUAGACUCUCCAACCAGGCCAGAUUCAUUCUUGAGAAGAUCCAGGGAACGCUGGUCAUUGAAAAUAAACCCAAGAAGGAGCUGAUUCGUAUGCUCCAGGAGAUGGGUUAUGACUCUGACCCUGUCAAAGCUUGGAAAGAAGCUCAGGAGAAGGAUGCAGAGGUGGACGCCGGAGAGGAUGAGGAGGAGAAAGAAGAGGACACUUCUGGUCCUGAUUAUAACUAUCUGCUCAGCAUGCCCAUGUGGUUCCUGACCAAGGAGAAGAAAGAUGAGCUGUGCAAACAGAGAGAUGCUAAGAUGACAGAGUUGAACACUCUGAAGAGGAAGGAGCCAGCUGAUCUUUGGAAAGCGGAUCUGGCAGCAUUUACUGAAGAACUGGAGCGUUUGGAGCAGAAGGAGAUUGAAUCUCAGAAUGCGGUGCCUCAGGUGAAGGGGAAAGUGGGCAAAUCAAAGCCGGUGAAAGUGAAGACUGAGACGAUGCCCACCCCGCAGGGCCGCCGUGUUAUCCCUCGCAUCACCAGCACAAUGAAGGACCAGGCUGCCAAGAAGGAGGGAGCCAAACGUGGCAAAACUGUAAAGAAGGCGGAUGUGGUAAUGAAGAUGGAGUUUGAUGAGGAUGCAGAUGCUGCAGCUGAUGGCUCUGAUGUGGGACUGGCUGCAAGACUCACCAAGAAGAUCAAGAAAGAGCCGGUCAAAGACAAGGGCUCAAAGACAGGCAAGCAGACCACCCUCAACUUUAAACCAAUGCAGAAGAAGAAGAAAAAUGCCUUUUCAGAUGAUGAUGAUGAAGACGAAGAUGAGGAGUCAGUCUCUGAUAUGGAAGUCAUAGCUGAAGAAGUGGCUCCAAGAGAUAAGAGACAACGUAAAGCCGCGGUUGAAAAGAAGUACAGUCUGUCAAGCAGUGAAGAUGAGUUUGAUGACUGGGUGACGAGCAGUAAACCAAAGCGUGCAACCAUUGAUGAUGAUGACGACGACGACGAGUCCUUCAAUCCAGAGCCCGAAGCUCAAGACAGUGAUAUUGACUCCCCUCAACCCAAACCCACGAAAAAAGCACCAGUAAAGGCCAGUAAACCAAAGACUGAGAAAAAGGAAGCUGAAAGCAAGCCCAGCUCUUAUCCUGAGGUCAGCCAAGAGACGGUCACUAAACCUCCAGCAAAAGCUGAAGGGAAGACGGUAAAAAAAGCGGCCGAAGGAGCCGCCAAGAAACCUGCCGCAAAGAAGACGAGUGCUGCUCCAAAGAAGAAAGCUGCAGACUCCAAACAGCCUUCAAUCCUUGAUGCUCUUUCCAAGACGAGUCCUAAAAAAACAAAAGCCGUCAAGAAGCCUACAGCUGUUAAAGUGACCUCCAGUGAUUCGGACGAUUCCAGCCCUGCUGUCGUUCAGAAGAAACCCGCCCAGAAAAGAAAGACCGCUCUGAGCAGCGACGACUCCGAUAGCGAUUUGGACAGCGGCAAUCUCAUGGCUCGCCUUAAGGGCAAAACUACUGCUGGAAAGAAAGCAAAGAGUUGGGACGAUGACGACAGCUUUGAGCUGGACGAGAAGGUCACGACAUCAUCUGCCGCUCCUCGGAGCCGAGCUGCACGUCCAACCAAACCAGUGACCUACACGCUGGACUCAGACUCUGAUGAAGAUUAUUGAUACGUUAUGUUGUAAAUGUUCACGUCUGAUAGUUCAAACUGUUAUAGUCCCGUUUUACUUUUAGAAACUAAUGACUGGCCACUUGUGAGUUUCUUGUUUAACAUUUUGAUAACAGUUGCUUAUUGACAUGUUUAUUAUUGGAUUUUAUAAGUGUUGUGUUGUCCUGUAAAUAUUUUCUAUGUUCUAAGUUUGUAAUAAAUCUUUUUGAGAUCAA